GCACGCAUGUGUACAGUUUGGCUGGACAGGUGGCUCAGUUUUGCUGGCAGCCAUGAGGAUCCUACCAAUUGUGUUACUGACCUUGAUGGCGGUCCAUUCCGGCUGCGGUCGAAAGCAGAGCAAGAAGGCCAAGGACAAGGGUCCUUGCGGCGGCAAGUCCUUUCUCAAGGAGCUGAACGGAAAGUGCUACUACGUGGCCAUCAAAAAGCUCAACUGGUUCGGGGCCCAGAACAACUGCCUGCGCAAGGGCCUCAACCUGGCCGACGUGUCCACGGCGGAGGAGUUCAAGGCGCUGACCCACCACAUGGCGGUGCAGGUGGGCAUGGACGACUACUGGUUCGGGGGCAACGACCUGCAGACGGAGGGCCGCUUCCAGUACAUCAGCAGCGGGAAGCUGGUGCGCUACAUGGGCGACUACGGCAUGGUGGAGGCGACGCACCGCUCGAACAUGGACGACUGCCUGGAGAUCAGGAUUCGGCCCAACCGCACCGUUGUCCUGGACGUGAACUGCCAGGAGAAGAAGUACUUUGUCUGCGAGCAGAGCCAGCAGAAGUGCGCCAUUCCGACGGCGGACAGCGAUGCCGCCGGCCAGCACCACAGCCACGAGCACUUGCACCACUUCCACCACGACGCCGGCAAGAAGGACAAGCACGAGGGGGCGGGGAAAAAGGAGCAAAGUGUGGAGAGCGACUCGCGGCCAGCUGACAAUUCGAAUUCAACGGAGAUCGGGGUCUCGAAGGAGGCAGAGGCGGAGGGCACGACGGCUGGAGGUGAGGGUGAGACGACGACGGCGGCGGGCGGCACGACGAAGGUGGCUGAGAAGGAUGGGGCAACCACUGCCGCCGGGGGUCAAACGACGCCAGCGGACGCCACUGCAGAGCCCGUUGCUGCGACGGAGGCGCCCGCUGCCACUCCGGCAGAAGGAGCCACUACGGCUGCCGAGGAAGCGACUCCCGCGGCAGAAACUCCAGCGACCGAGGCCGCAGCAGCCGCGGAAACACCAGCACCUCCGGCGACCUGAAGCACUAACCCACUAACCCCAACCAGGCGAACCAAUAGACCUCUAGGGAAUCGAAGAAUGUUUGAGCUUUCACAAAAUAAAUUUGAAUUAUAACAACA
This is a messenger RNA of Drosophila takahashii, 1119 nucleotides long. It is a transcript of the gene lectin-46Ca, whose product is annotated as lectin-46Ca. NCBI's taxonomy places the organism in Eukaryota, Metazoa, Arthropoda, Insecta, Diptera, Drosophilidae. The record is from RefSeq and is a predicted model, not a curated record.